AUGUUCCAGUGCUGGGAGAUGGUGGAAUUAGAAAAAGCAGGGAAACACGUCGCUAAGAGCUGUCAGGAGGAUGCGGUGGCAAAUAACGACACAACGUCCAUUUACGGCAGAACUUACAAUGCGAGCUUGCUUGGAAGGGCGAGAUGUGCUUUACUCGGCUGCGUUUUCAUCGACGCCUGCCACUUCUCCAUCGACUUCCUCUCCAACAUCUGCAUUUCCUUCCAUCGCCUCCACCUCCUCCCCAACCAUCCAAAUCUCCUCAUCACGCCACACCACCAAGCCAACAACCUCAUGCGCACACGCCUUCCAGAAAGUCAUAAUAGCACGGAAAGGCCCAAACGUACAGCCAUCCAGGAAUGUUCGUGGAUCAUGUCGACGGAGACGAGCCAAUAUUCCCUCAUUACAGACACGUAA
This is a messenger RNA of Plenodomus lingam JN3, 414 nucleotides long. RefSeq lists its product as uncharacterized. NCBI's taxonomy places the organism in Eukaryota, Fungi, Ascomycota, Dothideomycetes, Pleosporales, Leptosphaeriaceae. The record is from RefSeq and is a predicted model, not a curated record.